AUGUGUGCUCCGAGGCUUUUUGAUUCGUCGGCGCAUUGCAAUUACAGUAUAGACAAAGCCAAAUGGAUUAGAAGCUUGCAUUUUAAUAACAAAUCAUUCUCUCUCAACAUCGAAGUGAAUGAUCGACCCUCCAAUUGGAUUGUAAAUUAUAUUUUUGAAAUACUUCUUCGAGAACGCUUUGGGUACAGAAAUAUUAAUUUUAUCUAUGCUCCAUGGGACUCUUCCGCCAAUGCAAUAGAUCGUUUAAAUUGUAAAAAAUCCAAAAGGGAUUGCUCUCGACCUCCCCCUAUUCAUGUUAAUUUGGAAGUUUGGCUUCGAACCGGUGAACAGGUCUCCGAUUACGCCCCAUUGCACCUUGUUCGCAACAACGGACCUCUUGGACCAAUAACGCGAUGGGGUCUGUAUGCCAAUGAGGAUUUAUGGAAUCAAUAUUCUCCGUUGUAUUCAACACUACGUGGUUUCAAUGGUGCAGUAACCUUUAGAAUUUGCCUGAGUCAUUGGAUGUUUGACCGCCUCGGGGUUGUUGUGUUUCAAUUGAUCAUAGAAGAAGCGUACAAACCUUGUGUUGCUGUUGAUUUGCUUAUGACCAGCACAAAUUUGUAUCUUGUUGAUGAAGUGAAGAUCUCUAAUCAAACAAUCUCAAAUGGACAUCGAGAUUAA
Messenger RNA from Rodentolepis nana, 660 nucleotides. The record is from the annotation of a GenBank genome assembly. Lineage: Eukaryota; Metazoa; Platyhelminthes; Cestoda; Cyclophyllidea; Hymenolepididae.